AUGGUGCAGUCCCACAAGAUUUUAGUCUAUAUCUUCAUGAUAUUAAUGCUAAUUUCAGGCACAGCCAAUACAUUAACAGCCAAAGCAAUGGACAUAGUCCAUUCGGAAGGCUCAAAAUUUGAGCAUCCUUAUUUCCAAACUGCAACUAUGUUCAUGGGCGAAGUAUGAUGCCUAGUAAUCUACUAUAUAAUGCAAUGAAUUAACCGAAAAAAAACAAAAGAAAGCGAAAACAUCCCAAUUUUAUGAACCAAAGACCCACCUCAGAAAGCAGGUCUCUAUAAGAAAAUGGGUCCGUUUAUUUUUAUCAUCCCAGCAUUUUUCGACUUAUUAGGCUCUACUUUUAUCUUUAUCGGACUAGUGCUUUCAGCAGCGUCAGUAUACCAGAUGAUUAGAGGGUUCAUAAUUGUGAUUGUAGCGAUUUAUUCCAUGAUUUUUCUGAAAAGACGAUUAUUUAGGCAUGAAACCACAGGAGUUAUCAUGAUAACCCUUGGUAUCGCUAUAACAGGCCUAGCAAGUGUCCUUUAUAAAGCAAGCACAGCCCAAGACCCAGUACUUGGAAUCAUUAUUUUAAUUGUAGGAGAAGCUCUAUCAGGCGGAAUGUAUGUCAGCGAAGAAUUAUUUUUAAAAAAUGUAAAAGUCGACCCUUUACAUGCUGUAGGGAUUGAAGGACUUUUUGGCUUUAGCCUUUACUUGAUUAUUUUGCCAAUUUUAUAUGCAAUUCCGUGCGAUGAUAGCAAAAUGUGCCAUGAUGGGAAAGUUGAGGAUUUUGUAAAAGCAUUUGAACAAAUUGGGGCCAGCUGAGAAUUAAUGCUGCUUUGGUGGGGGACGAUGAUAAGUAUUGCCUCGUUUAAUUUCACAGGAAUCUCAACAACAAAGCAUGCGAGCUCUUUGGCGAGGUCAACCAUAAGUGCUGCUAGGACAUUUUUGGUAUGGAUUUUCAGUAUCAUUGUGGAGUGGGAAGAAUUUUUGUGGCUUCAACUGAUUGGGUUUAUUUUGCUUGUUUUUGGGACGCUGUUGUAUAAUGAGGUCAUAAUUUUCCCUUGGUUUGGAUUUAAGGAGUCAGUUCAAAAGCAUAAGCUGCAGCUGGAAGAAAGCAAUAAUAAAGUGGAUACGAUAACGACAGAAGAUAUUGAAAAUUUUAGGGACAUUAAAUAUGAUUCAGAUUAA
This is a messenger RNA of Blepharisma stoltei, 1167 nucleotides long. NCBI's taxonomy places the organism in Eukaryota, Ciliophora, Heterotrichea, Heterotrichida, Blepharismidae. The record is from the annotation of a GenBank genome assembly.